This is a messenger RNA of Aspergillus ochraceoroseus IBT 24754, 2769 nucleotides long. Its product is annotated as cyclic nucleotide-binding domain protein. Gene Ontology annotation, molecular function: protein binding; protein-containing complex binding. NCBI's taxonomy places the organism in Eukaryota, Fungi, Ascomycota, Eurotiomycetes, Eurotiales, Aspergillaceae. The transcript has 2 exons. The record is from RefSeq and is a predicted model, not a curated record. The coding region runs from base 1 to 2769 and encodes 922 amino acids.
AUGCGGCGUCAUGGCAGGGCUAGUGGAGGGACCAAGGCUGUCACACCUAUUUCCGACACGGUCUCGCUGAUCCAUUCAUUCGACUCAUUGACGAAUCCCAAUCGCCCCGUCCGCCCAUCGCCAUUGACAUCCUCCAAUAUCCAAGCUUUACCUUUAGACCUCGUCGACCGACUCCGCUCCUUCCCUCUGUUUCAGUCUACCCCCGAGUCAUUCCUGGUCGAUAUCGGACAGCAUUUACGCCCACAGCUGUGCGCCCCAAACGACUAUAUCUUGACAGAGGGCGAUGAGGCAAAGGCAAUAUACUGGCUGGUUCGAGGCGUCGUGUCUGUAACUUCCCGAGAUGGCGAGAGUAUAUAUGCGGAGCUUGAGCCAGGGGCCUUUUUUGGCGAGAUAGGUGUUCUGAUGGAUCGUCCCCGUACCGCAACCAUCAUUGCUCGCACCAGAUGCUUGCUGGUUGUAUUGACCAAAGAGGACUUCCGGAAUAUCCUCCCACGUUUUCCUGAAGUGGAACAAGCUAUUCGAGAUGAAGCCCAGGAAAGGCUGAUGAUUCUAGAGAAAAAGAAAAAGGAGACUUCAAGCCCUGCGACCGAUCUUAAUCUUACCAACGCACCCCGAAGAGGCUCAAAACGGUUGAGGGAGACUUUCUCCCGAGACCUCUCUAUCACUGAACAGGAUGGCACAAGCCUAAGGUUCGCCAGCAAGAAGCGCAAAUCCCCAAGUCCUGGACUGGCUGAUGGAACUUCAAGUGCCUUGGCUAAUGGCCUGGUGAACGUCCGACUUCUACUUAAGGAGUUACCCCUGUUCGCUGGUCUCCCACCUGAUAUCCUUCACUUCCUAGGCCUCAAUUCGCAACCGCGGUCAUUCCCACCCUUUACCGAUAUUAUAAAACAAGACUCCCAAGAUCGGGAGAUUUAUUUCAUCGUGCGUGGAGAAGUCGAAGUUCUAGUCGAGAGAGGUGACACCACAAGACACGGGCAUUCUCUCCCAAAUACCAUCGAACAUCCCGGCUUUGAAGUUAAGGCACGCCUUAAGCAAGGCCAAUAUUUUGGCGAGGUGGUUAGCCUUUCCCUAGCCCCUCGCCGUACCGCAACGGUACGCUCAAUCAGCGCGGUCGAAUGUCUCAUGAUUAGCGGCGAUGUGCUCGCGGAGUUCUGGGAUAAAUGUCCCCAGGGUGUCCGUGAGCAAAUAGAAAACACUGCCAAAGAACGACUCAAGUCAGCAUCCGAUGGCGAUGUCGUAAUGUCGGAGGCGGGAGAUACUGAGGGGGCGGGUAACGACGACGGCUUUACGAUCAGGGCUGCUCGCCGGAAAUCUAUGCCCAUUGUGACGCUCACUGAGACAGAAUUAGACGCUUCUCACAAGCCGAACGGCAUUGAUGACCACACAGUAUUACGGCCAUCAGAUCCGGACCCUUUCCUCAAUGUUGGUUUGGAUAAUGUCCGGCUUCGAAGUCGACGAGGGUCUGUUGCUCCGCCGACGCCCGAUGAGGUCUCUCGAGAUCAACAACGUCCGCCGUCUUCAUCCGAAUCUCGUUCUACCAGCUCAUCAUUUCUCACUCUGCCUGAUGCUCCAUGUACCCCGGUUGCGCUGAAGGCCCAACGUGAACCGAGCGACGAUAACCACGGAAUUUUUCCCGACGGCAUACUCCUAAGAGUCUUUCGGCAUCUAGAGCUACAUCAUCUACUUCGCCUCCGGGCCGUCUCCCUCCACUGGUCAGAGAUUCUCAACAAGUCGACAAAUUUAGUCCACUAUUUGGAUUUGAGCGCAUAUAAUCGGUGCAUCACCGACGAUGUCCUAGUGAAGGUUAUUUGCCCUUUCAUCGGCAACCGACCACGUUAUAUUGAUAUUAGCAACUGCUUUCACAUUACAGAUGAGGGAUUCAAUAAUCUCGUCAUUACAUGUGGCGCCAACGUUGUGGCAUGGAAGAUGAAAAGCGUUUGGGACGUGACUGCAUCUGCGAUCCUCGAAAUGGCCAGUAAGGCAAAUGGUCUGCAGGAGGUAGACCUGAGUAAUUGUCGAAAAGUCGGAGAUACUCUCCUUGCACGAAUUAUUGGAUGGGUUACUCCUGGGCCAUACAAGCCCCCAGAGGAAUCUGGAAAGACUGGCAAGGGGGCUAUUAAGCCCACCAUGCAGACCCCAGCUGGAACAGUGUUCGGUUGCCCAGAACUGAAACGACUGACCCUUUCUUACUGUAAGCAUGUGACUGACAGGUCGAUGCAUCAUAUUGCGUCUCAUGCUGCCUCUCGCAUUGAACAAAUGGAUCUCACGCGGUGCACCACAAUCACAGAUCAAGGGUUUCAGUUCUGGGGGAACGCUCAAUUCACUAAUUUACGGAAACUUUGUUUGGCGGACUGCACUUACCUGACUGAUAAUGCUAUUGUAUAUCUAACCAACGCUGCAAAACAACUACAGGAAUUGGAUUUGUCAUUUUGUUGCGCCUUAUCCGACACAGCAACGGAAGUCCUUGCCCUUCAAUGUUCCCAGUUGACUUAUCUGAACAUGUCGUUCUGUGGUUCUGCCAUAUCCGACCCCUCUCUACGCAGCAUUGGACUCCAUCUUUUGCACCUCAAACGGCUUUCUGUCCGAGGCUGCGUUCGAGUGACUGGUGCUGGAGUUGAGGCUGUCGCAGACGGUUGUACCCAGCUGGAAUCUUUUGACGUGAGUCAAUGCAAGAACUUGGUUCCUUGGCUCGAAUCUGGUGGGGUCAUGAAGUAUGAAGACAGGAUUUCCUUCGACACCGUUGCCGCGAAUGGAAAGCUCUAUCGAUAA